Molecule: messenger RNA, 5377 nt
Organism: Mercenaria mercenaria
Lineage: Eukaryota; Metazoa; Mollusca; Bivalvia; Venerida; Veneridae
Product: msx2-interacting protein-like
Exons: 13
Coding region: 65-2035 (656 amino acids)
Source: RefSeq, a predicted model, not a curated record
GUUCUGGGACCUGGUAACUGGACCUCUAGACCCAUACAAUGUAGGAUAUACUGUACCUGACAGCAUGGAUGGUACAGUUGAUAUCAGUGUGGACUUUGAUGACAGAACAGCCGAUCAUGAUGAAAUAGAUUUUGAUAUAAGCACUCCAAGAGACCAACCUGAAGUGAGUGACCUUGACCUACCAAAUGAUCCUCAUUCCUUGGUAGAACAACAUAGUGAAAUACCAAGUAUUGUGAUAACUGAACCAAGCAGUGUUAACUUGAAAGAUUUGGAAGAAUCAGAUAAUGAUGUAGAUGAUGUAGGUAAGACACAGGCAGAAACUAGUGAUGAUGUUUCAAAAUCUGAAGCAAUAUUUGAAACAGACUUUUCAGUUUCUACGCAAGAACAACCUGAGGGAUCUACGCAGGAGCAAACUGAUGGAUCUGACAAAAAGCCUGAUCCAGACAAAGAGACUGUGUCACAAAGGGAGGAAAACCAAGUUUCAGAGAAUGAAAGGACUGAAGACUUUGAAAAAAUUGUGAAAGCAGUUGAACAAGAUACAGAAUUAGUUGAUCAAGUGAAUGCUGAAGGUACAGUUAGGAAUGAAUUUAAUGCCACUCAAGUCCAUCUGGACGACAAGCAGGAUGAGAGGAUACCAGGAAAGAUAACAAAUUUGGACAUGUCAGAAUCAACAAAAGCAGAUGACUUCAUAGAUGAGGUAGAUGAGACUGUAAGCCUAGACAACAUUAUGAUGAAAGAUAAAUCGGAGAGUGAUUCUGACUCAGAGUUUGACUUUGAUCUCCCACCUGCAGCCAGUAAUACAUCUACAGUUAAACCUAUGCAACAGGUGCCUACAGUCAAACCACCAGAACCAGUCACAGAAAGCCAGUUGAAUGAGCCCAGAAUUGUUGUAUCAACAGGAGUACCAGCAGGGUCACAUGACUCUUCUGCUGGUACCACUACACCACAGUCAAGCAGCAAUAGUUCACAGAAACCGGUACCAACCAUUUCACAGGACCUUUACACUGGUUCCCCUGCACCACAGGCAAGCAGCAGUGGCACACAGAAACCAGUGGCAGUCAUCAAACCUACAUCUCAACCAGUGCAAGCUCCUUACAUUGUACCGCCUCCACCAGAUGAGGGUACCCAGCAAGUGUUAGAGUCUGCCCAGGCAGAAUGGGACAAAGUGACAACAAUACAAGCAGGGUUUAAGGACACGGACACCAGUGUUAAAGGUGUGGAGCCAACUGUGGUCCAGACAGUGGAACCUAUGUCACCUCAUGAGCUUACACAGAUAAUCAAGCAGGAUGACUUCUCAAAUGUCAGGGGUAGUAUAAAACCAACUGUGGAAAGACAUGGCUUUUCAGCAUUUGUAAGCUUCUUGUUUGGACCACCAAAAUUACACAGAGACCUUAUAGAUGAGAGGGAUCGACUGUUCUGUAUAGCAGCAUCACAGCUUAAUAAUGAUGAUAGCUCCCAUAUAAGGACACUACAGACAAUAUAUAGAUGUUUGACUGGUUCCAAGUUUGAUUGUGCCAGGAUUGGUAGCCACUGGGAGGAAAUCGGUUUCCAAGGUACUGAUCCAGCCACUGAUUUACGAGGUGCAGGAAUACUUGGUCUCUUGAAUUUAUUACAUAUACUGAAGGAUCCUAAAAAGUAUCAGCUUGCUAGUGACAUCUACAGACUGUCAUUGCAUCCCACACAGAAUUUUCCAUUUUGUGUUAUGGGUAUCAAUUUAUCAAGAAUCAGUCUACAAACUCUCAGGGAGGGACUGUUGAACAAGGAAUGCAAUAGACGUCACGAAGUUAUCGGUGUUGUCAAUGAUUUUUAUGUUGGAUUGUAUCUACAGUUGUACCAAGUUUGGAAAGGACAGGGUAAAACUAUUUCAGACUCAGGUUUUGUUAUCAAAGAUAUUGAGAUGAAAGCUAAAAAAUCGCCUAGAGAUGUGUUCAAGAAUUUGGAAGAAUAUUUAAAUAGAAAGACUGUUGUGAUAAAAGAAAAGUCUAUUGAUUUUGGUGGAGAUAAUUUCACUAAUGUCUGUGAUGAUGGACCUUGAAAUCUGUUUUAGACCUUCCUAUACAGUAAAGUAGGGCAUGCCUUGGAGUCUUUUAGGUUUUGUAUGUACAUUUGUAUACAAACUUAAAUGUUUAAUGAUUUGUAUCUAUUAAAUUUUGCAAUCUGUAGAUGAUGAGAUUACUUUGAUAUCUCCAAUUGUUGCAAAUCUAGAUGAUCUUUCUCCUCAGAUACUUUAGGUUCAUAUAAUCUCUUUGAUAGUUGUUGUUGUUGAAGAUGUUUAUACAUUCCAUACUUUCAUACAGGAAAGAACUUUUUUGCUGGAACAACAGAAAAAGUGGUCACGGCCAUUGGUACGACUUUAUUGAUAUAAUACUUUUGCUGUGUAUCCUUACAAAUAGUCAAAAUAUUGUACAGAAGGGAGUAAACCUUUGCCAUGCAAUACUGAGAUAAUGGAGAAAGUCAACAUUUUUCUUGCUUUUUUAGCUCGACUAUUCGAAGAAUAAGUAGAGCUAUCCUACUCACCACGGCGUCGGCGUCGGCGUCACACCUUGGGUUAAGUUUUUCGUACCAGUCCACAUUUUGACAGAUAAAGCUUUGAAACUUUCAACACUUGUUUACCAUCAUCAUGGCCAGUUAUAGGCAAGAGCACAUAACUCCAUCAAGGAUUUUGGCUGAAUUAUGGCCCCUUUUGACUUAGAAAUCAUGGUUAAGUUUUUCGUACCAGUUCAUAUUUUGACAAAGUCUUUUGAGGUAAAGCUUUGAAACUUUCAACACUUGUUUACCAUCACCAUGUCCAGUUAUAGGCAAGAGCACAUAACUCCAUCAAGGAUUUUGGCUGAAUUAUGGCCCUUUUUGACUUAGAAAUCUGGGUUAAUAUUUCGUACCAGUCCACAUCUUGACAAAGUCUUUUGAGAUAAAGCUUUGAAACUUUCAACACUUGUUUACCAUCACCAUGUCCAGUUAUAGGCAAGAGCACAUAAUUCCAUCAAGGAUUUUGACUGAAUUAUGGCCCCUUUUGACUUAGAAAUCAUGGUUAAGUUUUUCGUACCAGUUCAUAUUUUGACAAAGUCUUUUGAGAUAAAGCUUUGAAACUUUCAACACUUGGUUACCAUCAUCAUGUCCAGUUAUAGGCAAGAGUACAUAACUCCAUCAAGGAUUUUGGCUGAAUUAUGGCCAUUUUUGACUUAGAAAUCUGGGUUAAUAUUUCGUACCAGUUCAUAUUUUGACAAAGUCUUUUGAGAUAAAGCUUUGAAACUUUCAACAUCUGUUUACCAUCACCAUGUCCAGUUAUAGGCAAGAGUACAUAACUCUAUCAAGGAUUUUGGCUGAAUUAUGGCCCUUUUUGACUGAGAAAUCUUGGUUAAGUUUUUCGUACCAGUUCAUAUUUUUUGUAAAGUGUUUGACAUAUGGCUUUGAAACUUUUAUCACUUGUUUAGUAUAAUAGUCUCUAUCUGUAGGAAAGAGAACAUAACUCUGUCAUCUAUUUUGGCUGAAUUAUGGCCCAUUUUGGACUUUGAAAUUGGUUCUGUUUCCAUACAAGUCCAUGUUUUGUCAAAACUAUUUGACAUAUGGCUUUUAAACUUUGAACACUAGUUUAUCAUUAUGAUUUCCAUCUGUAGGCAAGAGUACAUAACUAUUUUGACUGAAUUAUGGCCCUUUUUGGACUUUGAAAUUGGCUGAUAUAUUGCCAUUUAGUGCAAGACUUAUCGAAAUCAAAGUUAUACAGGAACAUUGUUUGUCUAAUCUAUUUAUUUCUUUUGUCUGAAUAUCCGUGGAAAUAUUUUGACACCAUUCUUCAAUCAAUUCUUCGAAUAGUCGAGCGCGCUGUCAUCAGACAGCUCUUGUUUACCAAUAUGAUGGCAAUAUCUAACACUUACUUUAAAUUACUCUCUUCAUUAUGUUUCAGUGUCAUAUAUACAUUCUAUGCGUAACUUGGUGGGAAUGAACAUGUUAAAGAAUUCUGUCUGUCCGUCCAAAUUAAGCUUGUCCGGCUUUGACAGGUCAGACUGCUGGCCGGAUUUCACAGUAGUGAUCUGUACUAAGCCUAGUUGUGCAUAUCGCGGACAUGUUCCGCUUUGUUGCACAAAAUGGCCACAAGAUAUAAAAAUAGAAAAAUCUUGUCCAGCUUACAGGGCAAACUGCUUGCCGGAUUUCGACGAAACUUCAAAGGAGUGAUCAGUACCAAGCCUACUUGUGCAUAUCACUGACACGUUCCGCUUCAUUGCACAAAAUGGCCGCAAGAGAUGAAAAUAGAAAAAUCUUGUCCGGCUUUCACAGGUCAAACUAUUGGCUAUAUUUUGGCGAAACUUCACAGGAGUGAUCAGUAUCAAGCCUAGUUGUGCAUAUCGCCAGCAUGUUCCGCUUAGCUGCAUAACAAUGGCAUGCAGAGUUAAAGAAUACAUAGGGAGGAGACGUAUGUUUUUGUGACAAAAACACCUUUAGGUUUGACCCUAUAGCUGUGGCCAAUUAGCUUUUAAAGUUACUGCACUGUAGAUGUUUUCAAAUAAAAGGCACCAUUGUAGAACUUGAUUUUUGCAAAGUAGCAAUUGCUUCUUGGACACAUCUGGAAUGGAGAUAUGUAUAAUGAAUUUGACUGUCCAUCUGUAUGAAGUGUCAGCUAGAACUUUCAAAUGAUUUAAGUGAGUCCAAUGUAAUGCUACACAAAUGUUAAGCAUGGUGGAAAGAUUUUGUCACACCAGAGAGUCCGGUCUGUACCUCCAAGGUCAGAAUUACAUUUAAGAACCCUGAGACCUUAUCCCUAACUCACAAAGGUUUGCCACUCCCAUGAUCGAGUGGUUAAGGUCGCGGACUUUGAAUCGCUUACCCUCACCGCUGUGGGUUCAAAACCUCCCUUGGGGUUUAGAAUUCUUUCAGGUGAGGAAGCCAUCCUGAUAGCUUACAGAAGGUCGAUGGUUGCGUCGGUGUGACGUUAAACCCGACCAAAAAUCCACUUUGGGUGUAGUGACAUUAUGAAAUAAUUAAAGGAGACACAAAUUAAAUCUUACCAGAAUUUUAGCUAUGUGUCGACAAAAUAUUUUCAUCCAUUAUGCUUUUACCUGAAGUAUGACUGUUUGUCUUCUAGAUAUAAUGAUGUUGUUUUACUAAUUUGUUAAAAUCUAGAUAUACUAAUGUGAUAGAAUAGAAUUUUAUCAUUGAAGGUAAUAUACAUUAUAUGAAACAACAGUCAUGUAGAAUUGUCUUUUGCUGUCAAUUUCAGUACUGUACUGAUUCUUUUUACAAAUUUAGAUAUUACUUUUACGUUCAAUUUGAAAAUCCGUCCUUAUAUAUGAAUUCAUAUGACUUUUAUUUUCUCAUUUCUUCAAUUUGUCGUUUUGUAUUUUUGUAUUGUGUUUUUUGUGAAGAAAUAAAAGUUGUCACAUGA